This is a messenger RNA of Paramecium tetraurelia, 983 nucleotides long. RefSeq lists its product as uncharacterized. The record is from RefSeq and is a predicted model, not a curated record. The transcript has 5 exons. Gene Ontology annotation, cellular component: cytosol. NCBI's taxonomy places the organism in Eukaryota, Ciliophora, Oligohymenophorea, Peniculida, Parameciidae.
AUGGGGAGCUGCAACUGUAUUCCAAAGAAACAACCUGAAUAAGAACUCCAUACUCAAAGGGGAUCGAGUGAUCACCAUAUAGCAGACAAAGAAAAACAACCAGAAGAAAAAUCAAUUUGUCAUGAGGACAAUAAACCGCUUAAUGAUGAAGCCCAAUAAUUAGUACAAAGCACCAAAGGCAUUCAGAAAAAAUUACCAAGAAUUAAUAUGACCAAUGGAGGCUAUUAUGAAGGGGAUUGGUUCAAUUGUAUGCGACAUGGUUAAGGAAUUCAUUACUGGGCUGAUGGAGGACAUUACGAAGGAUAAUGGAAGAAUGAUAAAGCAGAAGGCUACGGUAAAUUAGUCCAUUGUGAUGGAGAUGUCUAUGAUGGCUAAUGGGCCAAUGAUAUGGCUAAUGGAAAAGGAACGUAUACACAUGCAGGAGGUGCCCGUUAUGAAGGUGAUUGGCUUAAUGACUAAUAACAUGGCUUUGGAACUGAAGUUUGGCCAGAUGGUUCUAAAUAUGAAGGAAUGUACACUUUUGGCAAAAAGAAUGGAAGAGGCAAGUUGCAAUUUGCAGAUAACAGUCUCUAUGAAGGAGAAUUUUUGGAUAAUGAAAUUAGUGGAAAUGGUAGGUACGUUUGGAAUGAUGGAAAGACUUAUGUUGGAAGUUGGUUAAACAAUAAAAUGAAUGGAUAUGGAGAAACCAUUUGGCCAGAUGGAAAGAGCUAUAAAGGAUAGUACUUGGAUGACAAGAAACAUGGAUAAGGUGUGUUCUCUUGGAAUAAUGGAAAAAGAUAUGAAGGAGAAUGGGCUCUAGGGAAGUAAAAUGGCAAAGGGGUUAUUAUCACAGAAACUGGAGAAAGGAAAGCAGGGAUUUGGGAAAACGGAAGAAGAAUCAAAGUCGAAGGAGAAAACGAUCAAACAGCAGAGGGAGAAACCUGAACAACAAUUGCCAAUAUGAUUAUUAAUCUAUACUUUUUUGCAAUUACAAAAAUACUUAA